AGUUUGAAAGUCAACUGCAAAGUCACCUCUCGCUUCGCCCACUAUGUCAUCACCAGCCAAGUGGUCAACAGCGCCGAUGAAGCCAAGGAAGUGGCCUUUGACGUGGAAAUCCCCAAGACGGCCUUCAUCAGCGACUUCGCCAUGUACGUGCCCGCCUGACUCCCACACGCAGAGCUGCCCGCUUGCCAGGCCCAGCCUGAAACCACGGCCCGGAGUGGCCAGGCAGUGGGGACCAGCUCACUGCCCAAAGGGCCAUGAGUCUGCUCCAGCACUGAGGGGAUGAGCAAGCCUUGUAGUCGUCCUGGGCUCCCAUCUGGGAGAGUAGCUGGGGACUCUGAUAGUACGUUUCCAGCCUGGGGCCCAAGGCUUCUCGCUGGGCUCUGUGGCAUGGCUGCCCACCUCACUGCCACAGGGCCCCUGAGCAACUCUGCAGGUGGUGGUGGGCAGUCAGGAAUGGCUUGCCACGAGCCACCUGGACAGGGCCUCCUCGGGGUCUGGGCUGGGCGCACCUCCAGGGAAGGUCCCGGGUGCCCGAGCAGGGGCGCCUCCUCGAGACCUUCUCCUCCCUGCAGCACAGCAGACGGAAGCGCCUUCAUCGGAGACAUAAAGGACAAAGCCACUGCGUGGAAGCAGUACCGGAAAGCAGCCAUCUCAGGAGAGAAUGCUGGCCUUGUCCGGGCAUCAGGGAGAACGAUGGAGCGGUUCACCAUCCAUAUCACCGUGGGGCCCCGCAGCAAGGCCACCUUCCGGCUGACCUAUGAGGAGGUGCUGAAGCGCAAACUUGCCCAGUACACCAUCGACGUCAAGGUCAAGCCCAAGCAGCUCGUGCAUCACUUUGAGAUCGACGUGGACAUCUUUGAGCCCCAGGGGAUCAGCAAGCUGGAUGCCCAUGCCUCCUUCCUCCCUAAGGAACUGGAGGCCCAACUCAUCAAGAAGUCCUUCUCAGGGAAGAAGGGUCAUGUGCUUUUCCGCCCCACUGUGGGCCAGCAGCAAUCCUGCCCCACGUGCUCCACAUCCUUGCUGAAUGGGGACUUCAAGGUGACCUAUGAUGUCAAUCGAGACAAGCCCUGUGACCUCCUGGUCGCCAGCAAUCACUUUGCUCACUUCUUUGCCCCCCAAAACCUGACAAACCUGAACAAGAACGUGGUUUUUGUGAUUGAUAUCAGCACCUCCAUGGAAGGCCAGAAAUUGAAGCAGACCAAGGAGGCGCUCCUUAAAAUCCUGGGGGACAUGCGGCCAGGCGACUACUUCAACCUGGUCCUCUUUGGGUCUGACGUGCAAUCGUGGCGGGACUCGCUGGUGCCGGCCUCUGCCGCCAACAUGCAAGCAGCCCAGGACUUUGUGCGGCGCUUUGAUCUGGCUGGGGCCACAAACCUGAAUGGAGGUUUGCUCCGGGGAAUUGAGAUCUUGAACCAAGCUCAGGGGAGCCUCCCGGGACUCAAGGACCACGCCUCAGUGCUCAUCAUGCUGACAGAUGGCGAGCCCACAGAGGGGGUGACGGACCGUCCCCAAAUCCUCAAGAAUGCCCGCGACACCAUCCGGGGCAGGUUCCCGCUCUACAACUUGGGCUUUGGCCACAACCUGGACUUCAACUUCCUGGAGGUCAUGUCCAUGGAGAACAACGGACGGGCCCAGAGGAUCUACGAGGACCAUGAUGCCACCCAGCAGCUGCAGGGUUUCUAUAACCAGGUAGCCAACCCCCUGCUGGUGGAUGUGGAGUUGCACUACCCCCGGGAUAGCGUCUCAGCCGUGACCCAGAACCGCCAUAAACAGUACUAUGAAGGCUCGGAGAUCAUGGUGGCUGGGCGCAUCGCUGACCAUAAACUGAGCAGUUUCAAGGCUGACGUGCAGGCCCGUGGAGAGGGCCAAGAGUUCAAGACCAGCUGCCUGGUGGAUGAGGAAGAGAUGAAGAAGCUGCUUCAGGAGCGGGGCCACAUGCUGGAGAACCACGUGGAGCGCCUCUGGGCCUACCUCACCAUCCAGGAGCUGCUGGCCAAGCGGAUGAAGUCCAUGGGGGACGAGAAGGCCGACCUGUCAGCCAGGGCCCUGCAGAUGUCGCUGGCGUAUCAGUUCGUGACCCCACUGACCUCCAUGACCAUCAGGGGCAUGGCAGACCAGGAUGGCCUGGAGCCCCUCAUUGACAAGCCCCCAGAAGAUUCUCUGCCUUCAGAGAUGCUGGGAAAUAGGAGGACUUUUGUGCUCUCGGCCUUGCAGCCCUCUCCGACUCAGCCCAGCUCCAGCGUCCAGCAGUUGCCCAACCAAGUGACUGGGGUGGAUACUGACCCCCACUUCAUCAUCCACGUGCCCCAGAAAGAGGACACCCUGUGCUUCAAUAUCAAUGGGGAGCCUGGUGUGGUCCUCAGCCUGGUGCAGGACCCUGACACAGGCUUUUCAAUAAAUGGGCAGCUCAUCGGCAGCAAGGCCAGGAGGCCUGGGCAGCAGGAGGGCACUUACUUCGGGCGUCUGGGGAUCGCAAACCCCACAACAGGCUUCCAGCUGGAAGUGACUCCUCAGAACAUUACACUGAACCCUGGCUCGGGCGGGCCCGUGUUCUCCUGGAGGGACCAGGCUUCGCUGCGGCAGGACGAGGUGGUGGUGACCAUCAACAGGAAGAGGAACCUGGUAGUGUCCCUGGAGGAUGGGGGCACCUUCGAGGUGGUCCUGCACCGGGUGUGGAAGGGGAAUGCCGCUCAGCAGGACUUCCUGGGCUUCUACGUGCUGGACAGUCACCGGAUGUCGCCACGGACGCACGGGCUGCUGGGACAGUUCUUCCACCCCUUGGAUUACAAAGUGUCUGACCUGCAUCCCAGCUCUGACCCCACAAAGACAGACGCCACAGUGGUGGUGAAGAGCCGCCGGCUGACAGUCACCAGGGGCUUACAAAAAGACUACAGCAAGGACCCCAGGCACGGGGCUGAAGUGACCUGCUGGUUCGUCCACAACAACGGGGCCGGGCUGAUCGACGGGGUUCACACGGACUACAUCGUCCCUGACAUCUUCUGAGCCCCUAGCCAGCACACCUGGCAACGGAGGGCAGCAUGCAGCCCUGCAGCCCAGGCCCCGGGACUUCCAUUAAAGAGGCCAUGUCCA
Molecule: messenger RNA, 3090 nt
Organism: Manis pentadactyla (Chinese pangolin)
Lineage: Eukaryota; Metazoa; Chordata; Mammalia; Pholidota; Manidae
Gene: ITIH1
Product: inter-alpha-trypsin inhibitor heavy chain 1
Exons: 19
Coding region: 280-3003 (907 amino acids)
Biological process (GO): hyaluronan metabolic process
Molecular function (GO): serine-type endopeptidase inhibitor activity
Source: RefSeq, a predicted model, not a curated record